CUCUCCGUUCAGUAACACAAGCCACCCCAACGCCAUUGUCACUGUCCGCAUCUUCACGUCCUCAUUGCUCCUUCAGUGUAAUGGAUUCGGAACCUGAAGACGCAGAACCCAAACUGCAGCCACAUCCCAAGAAGGAAAAGAGCAAGAAGAACAAGAAGAAAAAUGAUAUUCUGCCUCAACCUGAACAGAUCGAGGUCACGGUCGAGGUGGUCCACGAGCACCCGAAUAAAACGCCUCCAGUUAUUGGUUAUUUCCCUUCGGGAUUUGAUCCGCUGAAGAAUUACGGUGAUGGUUCCGGUCCUGCCAGUUUUCAACUUUACCGGCACAGGAACAUGCCCAAAAGGCUGCAGCUUGUGGUUCGCCCUGAAGGGUCUCCAGGGGAAUUCGUUGGAACGAGUUACUCCGGUGAGGCUGCGGCCGGACACCGAGCCAUGUAUGCACUUGGCGUUCUUGACAAGGAAGCUGGGAGCCUGAAGAUUGUGCCCAUUGCCGGUAAUAAGAUAUUCAGAAUGGAGCCAAAGGUUAAGGGCUUGGAAGCAGCUGAUCCGGAGCCAGCAACUUCGACGAUGGAAGAGUUGACUCCGCAUCAGAAGUUAGCACAGACUACUGCUAUCUGGGGAACAAAGAAGGAAAUAGAGAAGGCUAAGAAGAAGCUAGCUCUCAGACAAGAUGAUAACCCUGAUUCUCAGAAGAAUCUAGAUGUGAAAAUGAAAAAUGUUGUUGUAAACAAAAAGGCUCUUGAAAGUACAGAAGCUCAUGUUUCUCGAAAUAUACCACCAUAUGAUGCUUCUGCAACUACACCUCAGGAGGCAUAUCUAUUGGACCAAAUCAUCCUUACGGGAGAAUGGGAUUACCUUGUAGACAUUUAUAAUAUUUUGCAAAAGGGAGAAGAAGCAGACUUCAGUGCUUACCCAACUUUUGUUUGCAACAGGAUAGGGAGAGUAAGGAAAAUUAAGGAUGAGUCAGAAAAGAAGAAGCUUUCGUGCAUAUUGUCAUACAUCAAUCAUCUUAUAAAGUUCAAAGAUCAGCAUUCCAUUGAUUUUUCCUCCGCAAAGGGCCAUAAAAUCCCCAACAUCCUGCGUCAUAAGUUUACGACAAUGUUUGCUGUUUCUGAAUCAAAAAGGCUACCCCCUGAAAAGAUAAAUCUCCUAAUUUGUUAUAUCUUGGUUCUUACACUAUUCUCUGAUGACUUCCGAACAUCCUACACCGAUAUAGCAAAAGAUCUGAGCAUGAGUGUUGUGCCUGUGAGACAACUCUACGAGCAUUUGGGUUGCAAAAUUUCACGCCAGAAAGACGUGUGGUAUGCCACGCUUCCUGUCCCUCUAAAAUUUCCUGAUUUGAGGCAAAGAAAGCGAAAAAGGUAGACAGAUGGCUUUUCUGAGUCUUUUCGUUUGUCAUUGACUGUGGCAAAUCAAAUUGUCUGCCAGUGUCUUUGGUGCAGUGAUGUCAAAAAUUGUUAUUCAACACCUCUACUGGCGGUAUGUUUAUUAUUAUUUUCUAGCUGCAUACAUUUGAACUAUGCUUUCUGUUUUAGUAAUUUGGGAAAUGAUUCUGAAAUU
Molecule: messenger RNA, 1559 nt
Organism: Abrus precatorius (Indian licorice)
Lineage: Eukaryota; Viridiplantae; Streptophyta; Magnoliopsida; Fabales; Fabaceae
Product: DNA-directed RNA polymerase I subunit rpa49
Exons: 5
Coding region: 81-1364 (427 amino acids)
Biological process (GO): nucleolar large rRNA transcription by RNA polymerase I; RNA polymerase I preinitiation complex assembly; transcription elongation by RNA polymerase I
Cellular component (GO): RNA polymerase I complex
Molecular function (GO): DNA binding
Source: RefSeq, a predicted model, not a curated record